UGAAUGGGGGAGUAAGGGAGUGCGCGCCUUUACUGCAGUUUACCGCCCUUCGCCAUGUUGCCCGGGGAGGAGUAAACAAAGCUUGUAGGGUUUGGAUAUGCUGAGUUGGUAUUCAGGCGACAAUAACAUGCUUGAACCCUUCAAGAUGGAGGAAGAUCCUGACGGCACCAGUCAACAGGUGGCAGUUAUCAUGACAGGAAAGGUGUACCGAGAAGCUGGACUAAAGCACAGCAAGCACCCAAAGGUGGAGGGAAUGCUUUAUGAUAAGCUUUGCCAAAUAGGGAAGCACAAAUUAAGAGAUGAUGUUAGAAGAAUGGCACUCGGCAUUGCUUUGACAGUCUCAGAUAAAGAAUUUCAGCCAACUGUUGACUGGCUUGACAAUUUUAUGCGACGCUUCUGUCUUUCCAAAAAAAUGAUGGGAUUCCACAGCUCGGCCAUGUUGAAGCAUAAGGGAUCAGCCCAACCUGUAGUAAAGCCAGCAGCUUCCUUACAAAACAUGACACAAGAUGAUGUAUUCAGUGUCCUGGGCAUCCCUACCGAUUGUGAUCCAAAUCUUGAGAGUGGACACUUGGAAGAAGCAGCUACCAGUGAUUACAGUAAUGUUACUAAGCAAAAUUCAGAAACUGGCAACUUAGUGACAGAUUGUAAUGAAAAUACAAAUAAUUCAGAAACCCCAGCAGAAGAGACUGUGGAUGGAACAUCAAAUGCUGUUACUGAGACAGUAAAUGAUGUCAGUGGUGCUAAUGCAGAUAUCUCAGACAAUAAUAAAGAUGAUGCAUGUAGUGAAAAAGAUGGGAAGUCUGAAAAAGUGUGUGAUAAAGAUACAUCAAGUGUACUCAAUAACAAAAAAGAGAGUAGUGAUGAAAGUGAAGACAUUAUGGUAUUAGAUGACAGUAAAGAAGAAACCACCCAAGCUGAAUCCUCACAUAAAAAGGAAGGCACUGAGUCCAAGAUUGGAAAAAUAUCUAUUAAAAAGUUUGAGGAUUUGUGUGAAGUGGGUGCAAAAGAAAAUGAAGAUGCUGCUGAUAAAGGAAAUUCUAAGGAUAGAAGAGGAAAAGGGAAAUCCGGCUCAACUGAUGAAAGUGAAGUUGAUUCUGAAGAAACUGAUGAGACUGAUAGUGAAGCGAGUGCAGGAACCUCAGAAGAUGGUAAAGGAAGUGGAGAUGCUUCACAACAAGCAGCACUAAUAAAUGGAACAGAAAACAUUCAGUACUCAAAAGCAGAAACAAAAUAUUACAAUAAGAAUAAAGAUACUCUACAGAAAAAACUUGAAGGAUCUGUGAUGAAAUGCACAUCUUGUUAUGAGCAAGUCAACCACCAUAUCAGCUCUUUGGUUUUCACACACCCAGUUCUUGGUCUUUUCAUAUGUAAGAAAUGCCGUAAAUUCUAUGGCAAAGGCAAAUUUCGCAAAGACAGAGAAGGAUUUGACGAAUAUUGCCGUCUGUGUGCUGAAGGUGGUGAUCUGCUGUGCUGUGAACAAGAGGGCUGUUUCAAUGGAUUCUGCAAGCGUUGUGUGAAACGAGUAAUGGGCCGAGCUGAAUUGAAACGUGCAGAGACCACCGAGGGUUGGGCAUGCUAUGUUUGUGACCCCACACCACUAAUGGAACCACGAGCCCUCCAUCGCCUCAUUCUCAGUAACCUGAAGAGCUCAGAGGAGGAAGAUGCAAAUCUCUCAAGGAAAGACUUAAAGUCAAAAACAUUAAAGAAUAAGUUUGAAAGUUUGAAGCAGAUACGUCAACUAAGGUCACAGAAGGAUGCACUUUCGAGCAGCAGUAAAGUUGUUGAGCCUGUCAUGAAAACUUCUAAGAGUAAUAAUACCCAUGACGUAGAAGAGAAAAUGCCAAGGGAUAGUAGAAAGAAAAGAGAUAAGGUCAUUGAAAAGGAUGAUGAAGUUCUGACAAAGAAUUGUGGUAAGGUUGAUGUGAUACCUAAAGAAAGUGAAGAUAAUGAGCCAUGUCCUGUAUUGAGGAAGGUUAUGGAUGAAAUGCUUGGAAUGUUGUCUAAAUGUGUAGAAAAUCUAAAAAUCUUAGACUCCAAGUGGAAGAAAUCCAAAUAUUCUUCAGAAGGAACCCAAAAGACCAGACAUCAUGUCGUGAAACAGUUGGAUGCAAUGCGACAUAACUUUGAAAUAUUAGAAGAAGAUCUGGAAUUGUCAGAGAAAACAAUGGUGAAAGAUGAUGAAAAUGCUGUAAAAGAGCAGAAUGUUACUGGUUUAAAGAGAACAAAGAACUUGCAAGAUAACAAGGAAGAUGUUGAAAAGAUGGAAAAAGAAAUGAACCAAAACAACACUAUUGCAAAAGAGGAAAAUAGUAUUCUUGAUAAUUGUCAAUAUCAUGUCAAAAGUGUCUCUUCUGAGAAGGAAGAAAGAAUAGGAGAAAAAAACAGUAUUGAUGCAUCUGUACAACCUGAUUUUGAUUUAGGAGCUGCUACUGAGAAGCUUGCUGUUUCUGUAGAUCAUUUUGAAAUUUGCUCCCAAGAUUCCAAUAAAGCAGGUCUUCCGUCUGAUGAUGAACAUUCCCUACCAGAUUUAACAGAUGUGAUUAAGGAAAUAAUAAGUGACCCUGAUGAGCCCAUGGAUGCAGAAGAAAAGAUGACCAUGAUUAAGUCUUUGGACAUGGAGAGCGAAGUACCAGAACUGUUAGGAGAUGUUAGACAGAAAAGGAAAACAGGACAGAAGAAUGAUUGCAAAGCAACUGAUGGCAGAAAUAAGGAGGGUAUGGUGGAUUUGUCUGUGAUAAAGAAAGAUUUUAUGGAGACUGGUAGUAACAGUAACACAUCAAUUCUUCAUAGUGAAGAUAAAGAGACUACUAGUCCCAGAAUUGGUAAAAAUCGAAGACUUAGAAGUGCUUCAGUUGAGUCUAGAUCUGACAGUGAUGCUGGAGGCAGUGAAAAGGUUCAGAAGUCGUCCCAACACAAAAGAAUGAAGUUAUGCAUAGAUAGUGAUGAAAAUUCUGAGGGGAAUGGAACCCUGAAUAGGAUAGGACAAGUGAUUAAGAAAAAUAAGGAAAUUGUGGAUGGUAACUGUAGUGGGGUAGAUAAAGAAGUUUCAGACAAAAAUGAUGGUGAUAAUGAAGAAUUAAGAGGGGAAGACAUUGAUAAGACUGAUAGACAAUCAGGAAGUGAAUGUGAUAUUGAAACUGGUAAGAAAAACAAUCUUAAAUUUUCUCAUGAACUAAAGGAUGGUGGUGAGAAGAAUGGAGAUAUAACGAGACAAGGGAAAGGCACUGACUUAACAAAAGUAACAGAUAAUGUUAAGAGUGAAGAAAUGGAAUCCAACUGUACAGAAAGUGAUAACACAGUUAAUGAUAAGGAAAACCUGCCAUUAGCAUUAGUAGAGAACAGUAAUAAGGAAAUGAUCAAAGAGAAUGUAAGUGAAAACCAUGUAAAUGUGAAGAACAAGGUUAAAGAAAAAAAUAGAGAUGUGGAUGAAAUAGAUGAAAGUAAUCAAGAAAAAGAUGGCAGGGAUGCUGAUGGAACAAGUAAUGGAAAUGACAGUGAAACUGAAAAGGCGCAAAUAGACGAAAUGUCUUCAGUGGAGAAAGUUGCAAAUAAAAAGAAAAAGAGAAUCAGUGAUGAAUGUAAUGCCAGUGCAGAUAAGAAAAAAAGAAAGAAGGCUAGUGUUGAUGGAAAAACAAAAGUAAGAAGUAAGAAAAGACAAACAUAUAAAAAUAAGAAAAGACAAGCUGAGGCAAGGGAAGAUGAGAUUCUUUUGGGGUUAGUGAGAGAAUCAGAAACAUCUGAGGAAGAAGAAAGUGAUGAAAUCCAGAGACAGUCAGAAGAUGAUGCAGAGGAAAGGAAAGAAAAACCCAAGAAAAUAAAAAAGAACCUUAAUCUUGAUUCUGAAAGUGCAGCAGAGAAAGAGAAAGAUAUGGUAAGUGUAGAUAGGAAGGUUAUUGAGAAAAAGAACAUGAAAGGCAGUGAUAGUGAACAUGAAGAAGAAAUGAAUAGUGACAAAUAUAAAACAGAGAAAGAUAUAACAGUGAAGAGAGAAACUGACAGUCCUAUAAAAAAAGAAGAGGAUCUGGAAUCAGAAAAGGAUAAAGAAUCUCUUCAGUGUGUGACAAAUGGCAUUGAUCUUGAUAAGGAAAAAGAUGACAGUGUGAAAUCUCCAUCAAAGAGUAAAGACAAGAGUACUCAUAAGAAAAGGAAAGGGCACUCAAUGAGUACAGAAAAUCAGAAAGCAAAAAAUGCAAUUUUGAAUAGUGACAGUGAGAAUGAGUUUGAGGACAAGCCUAAGCCCAGAAGCAAGAAGAAAUAUUACAGAAGACACAAGAACACCCAAAGUAGAGGACAUUCUCACAAGAAACUAACUCUUAAAAUGACAGAGAAAGACAUGGAAGAACUUAAAGAGAAACAGCUUGGCAGCAAAUGUCAGGUGCUUGUAGAGCAUCUUUCUUCCGAAGUAAGGAAGAAGCUGGAGGAUGUGGAGUUCAUAUAUACAUCUGACUAUCCUAAAUUGAAUUACCCCACCCUUCCAAGGCAGAUGUUUGACAGCGAUGGCUGCGAUGCUGAUGAGGAGGACUCUGAUAAGGAAUUUUCUAAACUUAUGAAAUUCAAGUGUGACAAUAUUAAACCAGGGCCUAAAAGCAAGUCUACAAAAAUGAAACUGAAAUUGAUGGAUGAUGAAGGAAGUGAAGUUAACGACAAUAAAGAUGGAAUUUCUGAUGAUGAAGCAAAAACCGAAGAAUUAGAUAAGAAGAAAAAGAAAGCUACUAGACAGAAAAAAGAAGGCUUGCUAGACAUAGACAUUGAUGAAACUGGUGAGGAAGACAAUGAAGAUGAUGAAGCAGAGGAGGGUCACAAGAAGAAAAAGAUGGAUGGUAGUAUAUCAUUAAAUGAGAAAAUGAAGAAACACAUUCUUAUGAGUAGUGAUGAGGAAGCAGAUGAAGAAGAGGAUGAAGAUCAAAAAGAUACUUCAGCAAGGGAAAAAGAGGAAGAAGAGACAGAACUAAAGAAACAUGAGAAGAGAAAAGAAGCAGCUAAAAAAAAGGGAAAAAAUGAAGACAGUGAUGAAGAGUAUGCUCCAAAGGUUCACAAGAAAGGUUACAUGAACUUAAAUUUAUCAACUGAUGAAGAAGAUAAUGAGAAUCAGGAAAAAGGAAAGGCAGAUGAUGAUGAGGAGGAUGAGGAGGAAGCUGAGGAUCCUGAACCAGAAAGUGCUUAUGAGGAUGAUAGUGACUUCGAGGAAUCACCCAGAAAAAGAAGAGCUUUCCAGAUAUCAUCCUCAGAUGAUAGUGACAGUGGCAAGAAGAAGGCAAAGAAAAAAGUUACAACAGAGGAGGAAAGUGAAGAAGAGGAGGAGAAACCUAAAGGCAAGAGGAAACGCAUUAGAAAAAUGUCAUCAUCAUCUGACGAGGAUGAUGAUGAUGAUGAUGAUGAGGAAGUAAAGGAGUCACCAAGCAAGCACAAGAAAAUAAGAAAAGUUAUCAGAGAUGAAGAUUUGAUGCAGACCACUAAGAAUGCUACGCAAGAAGAGGAAGACCGCCGCAAGCGUAUUACUGAACGACAAAAGCAUUAUAAUGAAAUAUUUAUGGUUGAUGUUGAGAAAGACCAAGAAGGAUUUGAUAAGCUGGUACUGGAUUUUGAUCCUGAAACAAAAGCAGAGCUGGUAUCAGUUCAUGAAAAAUUAGUCAAGUCACUAAAACCUCAUCAGUUUAAAGGUAUAAAGUUCAUGUGGGAUGCAACAGUAGAAAGCAUAGAGCAGCUGAAGACCAAACCAGGUAGUGGCUGCAUCCUGGCUCACAGCAUGGGUCUGGGCAAAACUCUUCAGGUGAUCACAUUCUGUCACACGCUACUUACCAACAAGAGUGUAUCUAAAGAGAUCCAGAGAAUUUUGGUGUGCUGUCCUGUCAACACUAUCUUCAAUUGGGUUGCAGAAUUCAGCGUAUGGUUAAAAGGGAAAAUGCUCCCUUUUGAUGUGAUCGAGUUGGCCUCUGCCAAGGAUCUCUGGGGCCGUGCAUACCGCCUGGAUGAUUGGUGGAGAGAAGGAGGUGUCUGCGUCAUGGGCUACAGCAUGUUCCGCAAUCUCUCCAAUGGCAAAAACAAACGCUAUAAGGGCAAGAUGAAAGAAAUCUUCCAAAAGACACUGGUUGAUCCAGGACCUGAUGUUGUGGUGUGUGAUGAAGGCCAUAUGUUGAAGAAUGAAAAGACUGCUUUGUCUGUUGCCAUCAACAAGAUAAGAACCAAACGUCGCAUUAUCCUCACUGGUACACCUCUUCAGAACAAUCUUAAGGAAUAUCACUGUAUGAUACAGUUCAUCAAACCAAAUUUAUUGGGAACCAAGAAGGAAUUCAUGAAUCGGUUUGCAAAUCCAAUUGAGCAAGGUCAGUGUGUGGAAGCUAUGCCAAGGGAUGUGAGAAGAAUGAAGAGGAGGGCUCACAUUCUGCAUAAUUUGCUGGAGGGAUGUGUACAGAGAAUGGAUUACACUGUUCUGAAGCCAUACCUGCCUCCCAAAUUUGAGUAUGUUAUAUCUGUACAGUUAUCAGAAAUUCAGUGUAAACUGUACCAGUACUAUCUGGAUAACCUGGCCCGAGGAGGCCCAAAGAGACAAGGCUCAGGACUCUUUGUGGACUUUGGGGCUUUAUCAAGGAUAUGGACUCACCCAAAGGUGCUAGAGCUGGCUAUGAGAAGAAUAGAGUAUGAUGAUGAUGAUGAAGAACUUGAUGACUUCAUCUGUGAUGACUCCACUACAUCAGAAUCUUCAGAUGAUGAGAGAUCCAGUAAGAAAAAAAAGUCAAAGAAGAAUAAUGAAGAAUCAGAAGAAGAGGAAGUUGUUGAAGAAGACGAAAAGCCAGAACCUGUUGCUGGAUUGACUGAGAGUGGCAAAGUGAAGAUUGACUGGUGGAAAAAAGUUCUUGAAGAUAAUGUUGGAGAGGAUUUUGAGGAGGAAGAAUAUCUGGACAAGCUAGAGCAUGGUGGGAAGAUUAUCCUUUUGCUGGACAUCCUUAGAGAGUGCUGCUCUAUUGGGGAUAAAGUAUUGGUUUUCAGUCAGUCACUCUUAACAUUGGACAUGAUAGAGGGGUUCCUACAGGCUAUUGACUCUGGGGAUAUAGAACUCCCAAAACCUGAAGACUCAUUACCUUUACCCUACAAACACUGGAAAAGGGAUCGAGAUUACUUGCGUCUUGAUGGCUCCACUGCUGCUGAUUCAAGAAAAACUUUGUGUAGAAUCUUCAACGAUACAUCCAAUGAACGGUGUCGCCUUUUCCUGAUUUCCACCAAGGCUGGAGGCUUGGGUAUCAACUUGGUGGGAGCGAACCGAGUAAUUAUUUUUGACUCGUCAUGGAAUCCCUCUCAUGACACUCAGUCCAUAUUCAGGGUAUACAGGUUUGGCCAGAAGAAGCCAAGCUAUAUUUACCGUUUUGUUGCACAGGGCACAAUGGAAGAGAAGAUAUAUUCACGUCAAGUAACCAAGAUGUCGACAGCUCUACGUGUGGUUGAUGAGCACCAGAUUAAAAGAUACUUCAAGAUGGAUGAAUUAGCACAGUUGUAUGAGUUUAAUCCAUCAGACAUGGAUGUCAGAGAGACCCCUAUUGUUCCAAAGGAUCGGUUACUGGCAGAACUGCUACAAAGGCAGAAAAACUGGAUAGUCAAGUAUCAUGAACAUGAGUCUCUUCUAGAAAACCAGACUAGUGAAGGGCUAAGUGAAGAGGAGCGAAAGGCAGCAUGGGAAGAUUAUGAAAAUGAAAAGAAGGGUUUUAUGGUGCAGAAUUAUCGAAACAGUGUGAUGCCAGUCACAGGAGCCCCAACCAUACUGAAUCACCCUGGUCUUCCUUCACUCUCCCUCUCUUCAUUCAGCUUAGAGGGUGUUGUAAACACCAUCAAAGUUCAGAAUCCCAACCUGAGUCCAAUGGAACUUUGUGAGAGUGUGUUGCUGGCCACCAAGCAGAUUCAAAAGGUGCACCUAAAUCACUACCAGCGAGUCCAAGCCAUGGUUUAUAAUCUUAAGAAUCCCAUGAUUGCCCCAGAGCAGAGGAAACUACUUCCAUUUGGUAAUCAUCCAGAAAUGCUUCCAAUGCUAGAACAGCAGUUGAGGUUACUUGAGGAAAAUAUUCAGCGAGAAAAUCAAGUAAUUACUCAUAUUGACCAAGGAACUGCACAACGGAAUCAGUUAUCAACAGCCAAUCUGCUGACAGCUGGUCUCCUCCGUGGACAACCGGCAAGCAGUGGCAUCAGUUCAGCAACUGCAAAUUAUGUAGAGCGGCCAUCUAGUUCAUCAGUUGGGAGAUCAACUAUAUCAAGUUCAGAAAAUUCUCAAGAAAAGAGAACUGGAUCAAAUGAUGUUAUCCUGCUUGACUGAGGCACUAGUCUGGGUGGCUGGUCUAUGCCAAGGAGUUUUGUAGCCCAAAGGAACCUCUCACUUUAAUAUGACAUUUUAUUUUCCAUGUAAAGUAUAUUGUAGUGGGAUUUUUUGUGUAUUUAUGGUGCAAAAGAAAUAGUAAAAUUUUCCAUCAAACGUUCUUUCAUAAAAUCUAGUUUUAAUCUGUGUUUAACUUAUUUAUAUGCUGUAAUCACCAAGGUAAUUUAGAGGAAAAUAUUUAUUUUCAUAUGUCUUGUGAUAAUGGUUCUAUAUUCAGCAGUACUGUACCUUGAAAUCUUGUCAUGAAAAAUUAAUAAAUAAAGGAAUGUGUUUCUUCACAAGUAAAAAAAAAAAGUAUAAAAAAUAUUUAAAGUUAAAAUCUUCAUCAAUUGAAGUAUUAAGUUAACGUAAUUCACAAAAUGAUUUUGUAUUUAUAUAAUUUAGUUUUUGACGUUUACUGAUGGAAAUCAGAAAAAAAAUUUAUUUUCAUAUCAUAGAUUGUAGGAAGAUUCUUGUACUCAAAGUUAGGUUUAUUUUCUUUUCUUUUAUAUUUGCUUUUAUUUUGUUGUUGAUUUUGGCUGAUUAUUUUGUCAGUUAUAGUUAAUAAAUAAUCUGACUAAGA
Molecule: messenger RNA, 8921 nt
Organism: Portunus trituberculatus (swimming crab)
Lineage: Eukaryota; Metazoa; Arthropoda; Malacostraca; Decapoda; Portunidae
Product: transcriptional regulator ATRX-like
Cellular component (GO): nucleus
Molecular function (GO): ATP binding; ATP-dependent chromatin remodeler activity; ATP hydrolysis activity
Source: RefSeq, a predicted model, not a curated record